AUGGCCACGGAACCAUCAGAAGAGGAUAUUAACAAUUUCAUCGGCUUCACCAGUCUCUCCCGAGAGCAGGCCAUAAGCUUCCUCAAUGCAAAUAAUCUUAACCUGGAAAAAGCAAUCAAUGCGUAUUUCGAGAACCCAUCCGGUCUACCAACGCAGCCCCAAAACGAAUGGGAAUCUUUUGGAACCCCAUCGUACUCUCAGAACAACCAGUCGGUUCCAACAUUCAACAUCGAGAAUUCCGAUGGCAUCCUUGGAAAGGGUUAUACAGCACCGCCUUCGCGCCCGCCUUCCAGGAUAAAUACCAGUGAGACGCUGGGCAAUCAAAAGCACAAUGGGAUCGGCGCAGGUACAUCGGGUGCAGGUCAGUCAGGAAAUUCAGGGCAAAAGUUGAGUGCAGCGCAGCUCGAAGAACGCGAUCUUCAACAAGCAGUAGCAAUGUCGCUAGGCCAAGAUUAUACUCAUCAGGAAAGUGGUGUCAUCUCAACAACGGACAAUUCACGAUUUGGCCCGGCCACCCAAGACUUCUAUGAUGAGAAUUCAUGGGGGAUGACUAUAUUUAAUGAGAACGCUAGAGAGGAAAUCAUUAGUCCGGAUCCCGAGGAUCGCCAGCGCAAUGGCAACGAACCCGCCUUCCUUCGUCCUUCGCAAGAAGCUCUUUAUAUCGGAGGAUUUUUGACUAUUCUACAUUCGAUUCCGAUCGCUCGGGAAGCCCUUCUGCUUAGAGACAAGGUCAUUCCCGACUACGGAUAUGACUCCCAAUGGUGGAAUGGCCAACCUGUGAAGGCGCCGAGAAUCGUGUCUCUCAGUGAUCCAUAUGCCGAAGACCAGGAUUGGGAAGACAUUAUAUACGAAACUCAACGAUUAAUGGCUUUCUUGGACGUAACGCGACGGGCCUUUGGAAGCACGGAUGCUCUUGCCAGUUUAAAAGCUAUGCAUGGAUAUGACCAGGAUGGCGGGGUGGAAAAGUUUCUCGAGGCCUGGCAGGAAGCAGCUGUACGUGCGACCCCGGAAAACCAGUUAUCAAUGAUUUUCUCCUCGCGCGCGAUGAGAAAAACUGAAUCGGAUUUCGACCCUUUGAACAACAAAGAGUUCUUUGUUCUCAACACCCAAGUAGAACCCGAUCACGGUCAGACCCUAUACGACAUUCUCGACGAUGCUAUUUGGCCAGACACACCAGGGGAAGGCCUCGACGAUGUCUGGCUAGAGCAUGUCGCAGAAGUUCUCACAAUCAGGCUAGAUAAUAGUCGAAAUGAGCCAAUCGAUGUUAAAAUUCCAUCAACCUUCUACCCAGAUCGCUAUAUGGAAACUUCCCGGGAUAUUAUCCGCGAGAUUCGCUUGAAAAGAGUUGAAGUACUAGCAAAAAUCAACCAUUUAGAGAGUCUCGCAUCGCAAUACCGUUCUUCCGAGUCUGCCAAACGAUUCGGGAUGUCAAAUGAGAAGUUAUUAGAAAAAGCCGCGGAAGCAUCCGUCGUUGCCCUACCAAGAUAUUUGUCUGAAGGUGCAGCUGAACUUAACAGCGAAGAACUCCUGAAUAAUGGACAACGAGUGGCACAGCAACUGCGCGAUGUUGCUACCAGCAUUAGAGAAAGGCUCCAGAAGCUCGAAACUGAGAAACAAGAAGCUCGUGACAGUCUCCGAAAAUACUCCAAAAUCUUUACAGAACCCUCAGCCUCUGAUGACCAGUCGCCACACCGCAAGUAUACUCUGCGGGGUGUUUGCACGGCUCCCCAUGUCACAUUCGUAUUAAGACGGAACAGUCACGACGGUUCGGAGGAUUUGAUUGAGAUGGAAGAUACAAAUGCUGAAGAAUGGCAGUGGUGGCGGAUUAGUUUCUCGGCAGAUGAUGCAAAAACGCAACAAGCUGCCAAGUCGGAGAACACUAAGAGAAGAAACCUGGCGCCUAAAAACGCUGAUAUCGUUGGGUUUACAACGACCAAAGUGCGAGAAAUUGAGGUACUCAAGGCGGCGCGCGAAUCUAGUAAUGCCCUCUUGGUAUACGCAAAUCCGAAUGCUCUUGCUUUCCAGACCGACCAUACCCCUCCACCUCUUCAGGAGUUUGUGAAUACUGAUAAUAUCAGCUUCAAAGCCGAGCUCGACGCAGCCGACCGUAUGUACCAGGAUGAGCAGAUGGUAGAACCUGGCGAAACAGUUUUUGAGGAAUGGCCGGAUAUAAAUGAGACACAGGCCCCAACUCGACCUGAUAAUAUUGCAGCCGCUGCUUCAAACGUCAAUGUUUUUGACUACGAAGUCAACUCGUUCGACGAUGAGGCCUCCAACCGGGGCCAGGAAAUGCAGGAAGUGGGGGGAAAGAGCCUUCUCACCGGAAGAGACAGAAUCAAACUAUGUCUUUCGUAUCAUCAUCUUUGUUUUACCCUACGAAUUUACUAUCGUGCGCUCAUGUCGCUUGAAACUGCCGCGAUUGCGUCGGCGUCUGUCGAAUUGCUGGAAGGCCGUCUCCGGAGACUCGAGUAUCUCUUGACUGGCGACUCCCAAUGGACCGGGCAUCCAGCCCCAGCCUCAAGGCCAGACUCUUUGGAAGACACCGUCGCUCGCCGACUGGCUCGCUUAGAAGCAGAUCUGAGUGCUUUGAGUAAAUCCAAGCCCGCUGUCUACGAUAUCCUGCAGCUCUAUACCCGAUUCCCAGAUCUUUUCAAAGAAAUGCCUACCGAGGCCCCCCCCGCAAACCUAAGCACUCAGAAUCUCGCUUCCAUUGUUCUUUCCUACGCUUCUGCCUUCCCAGAGACGUCCUCGCGUUUGACAUCUCUCAAUGACCUUCCCGUGCCCGAUGCGAAGGCUUCCAUCGCUCUGAUCGAGCUCCAGCCACGCCUUGAAAGACUCCUACAAAUCCAGCGACAACAAGCGCAAGAGGUAUCAGAACUUCGGACUCGAAGUGCACGACUAUUGCAACGCUGGUAUGAAUUGGGCUUGGUCGGCAGCAGUGAGUGUUGGGCUGACUGGGAAUCUCGGCUCGAGGACAUUGAUCACGAGGUUAAACGCAGAGAAGCGGUGCGAGACCGUAGAGAGAAGGAGGUGUGA
Talaromyces proteolyticus is the source of this 3036-nucleotide messenger RNA. RefSeq lists its product as uncharacterized. The transcript is spliced from 10 exons. Gene Ontology annotation, biological process: protein deubiquitination; cytoskeleton-dependent cytokinesis. Gene Ontology annotation, molecular function: protein binding. NCBI's taxonomy places the organism in Eukaryota, Fungi, Ascomycota, Eurotiomycetes, Eurotiales, Trichocomaceae. Bases 1 to 3036 code for a protein of 1011 amino acids. Gene Ontology annotation, cellular component: nucleus; cytosol; dynactin complex. The record is from RefSeq and is a predicted model, not a curated record.